AUGAUCGAAGCACCGUGGAUUGAAACUCAAGUUAUUACCUCUUCAGAGCCUGCGUCAAUUAAAGAUAUCAAUAACGACAUUGAGCGUGAAUUAGCCUUUUAUAAACAAGCACUUGAAGGUGCAAUCGAGGGACGCAAAAAUGUUAUUACAUCUGGAGUACCAUUUUCAAGGCCGGAUGAUUAUUUUGCUGAAAUGAUUAAAUCAGAUGUACAUAUGACUAGAAUACGACAAAAAUUAGUAAAUGAAGAACAAAGUAUUAAGGCGAGUGAAGAAGCAAGGCGUCUGAGAGAAUUAAAGAAAUUUGGUAAAAAAGUUCAAGUUGAAAAAAUUCAAGAACGACAGAAAAAGAAGAAAGAAGAUUUGGAAAAAAUUAAAGUCAUGAAAAAAAAGCGGAAGGGCAUCGAAGAUACUGCCCUAGAUGACGAUUUUGAAAUUGCAUUAGAGCAGGCUGCAGCUGAUGACAGAUCGAGGAAAAGACAAAACACUGGGAAAAACGGCAAACGUGUUAGCAAGGAUACAAGAUAUGGGUUUGGUGGGAAAAAACGCCAUGCUAAAUCAAAUACGGCUGAUUCUUCCGGGGAUUUAUCUCAAUUUGAUUCAACGAACGGUAAAAGUGGUUGGAAGGCAUCAAUGGCGAAUAAAAAAAGAAAAUUUACGAAAAAAAGACCAGGAAAAGCUAAGCGUAAAUCGGCAAGAAAUAAGAAGUGA
Molecule: messenger RNA, 708 nt
Organism: Dentiscutata erythropus
Lineage: Eukaryota; Fungi; Glomeromycota; Glomeromycetes; Diversisporales; Gigasporaceae
Source: the annotation of a GenBank genome assembly